AUGGCAGAAGUUCUUAGCAACUUAAUCAAAUCCAAGCAAUCUGUCAGUCAUUGGGAAGGUAUACAAGUUCAUAGAUUGAUAGAGCCUAUUACCCAUUCUCAAUUUGCGGAUGACACCAUUUUGUUUGGUGAAGCAACAAUGAAAGAAGCCAAAGGAAUCAAAGAGGUAUUAGACAAAUAUUCUAAGUUGUUAGACCAGGUAAUGAAUAUGGAUAAGUCACAAAUUUUCUUUUUCAACACAGAAAGAUUGUUACAGAACUGCAUUUCGCAUUUGCUUGGCUUAAAAAUUGCUGAUUUGCCCCUCAAAUAUCUUGGGAUCAGAAUUAACAUGGGUUGUAGGCAAUCACAUAUUUGGGAGGAUGUACUCAAUUCUUGUAAGAUUAAGUUGGAGCAAUGGAAGAAUAGAUGGCUUAUACAAGCUGGACGGAUAUUAAUGAUUAAAUUUGUGCUAUCAGCAGUUCCAAUCUAUAGUAUGCAAUGCUUUCAAAUGCCCAGUUUGGUUGGAGCGAAAUUAGAUGGGUAUCUAAAAAAGUUUGUUUGGGACAGGGCCAAGGAACAUAAGAAGAUACCUUUGAUUAACUGGGAUACAAUGUGCAUGCGGAAAGAGGAUGGAGGUGCAGGGUUGAGAAAAAUGAGUUUGCAGAACUUGGCACUUGGAGCGAAGCUAUCAUGGAAAAUGUACAAAAGCCCCAAUAAAUUAUGGUGCAGGAUCUUUCAGAAAAAGUAUUUGGACUCAGAUGAUUUUGAACGUAUCUUCACAAUUGCAGAUGCAUACAGGAGCUCUCCCACUUGGAAUUUCCUUUAG
Cryptomeria japonica (Japanese cedar) is the source of this 804-nucleotide messenger RNA. RefSeq lists its product as uncharacterized. The transcript has a single exon. Bases 1 to 804 code for a protein of 267 amino acids. The record is from RefSeq and is a predicted model, not a curated record. Lineage: Eukaryota; Viridiplantae; Streptophyta; Pinopsida; Cupressales; Cupressaceae.